CUAAGACUCUAAUAGUUCUUUUUUGAGGUCAACAAAAUUGUACACACUAUCGAUAAUAUACUGCUAUUUACUUCACUUAUCCUUACAUGUGCUCAAAAUCGUUUGUCGCCCCUAACUUGCAAUGAUGAUCAGAUCAUCAAGCCUAUCUGUGAUUUGAUGUAUAUAGGGAUCUUCAGCAUACAUUCAUAUGUAUUCAUCUUACAGUUAUCAAAUAAUACCAAAAUUCUAUGAUGUAGGGUAUUUUAAAAAAAAAUUAAUUUUUUCUGACAACAAAAUCCACUUAUUCGAUCGCAACGCUAUCACUCUACUUAGAAAUCAGAGCGGUUUCUUUCACCCCAUUCCAUCCUCAUUUCUCGGACACUAAAAUUUUAUUAGGUCUUAAUCAGAUACUCCGGUAUACGCUGAAUCAUUCAAAAGAGGCCAUAAUUUUAGUUAAAUUAUAAAACCAGGAUUUCAAGAGGACGCAAUCAACAAAUCAUCCAUUCGAAGAUUGCGUUUUCGGCCGGCAAGCCAAACUUACGAUUAAUAAGAGGUGUAUGCUUAAUACUACAAUUCAGCUACCUGCAUGACUUGUCUAAUUGCUCUUUGUAAAAAGAAUGAUUAGUUUAUGGCAUAGCUCCAAGAGAGCAUACGAGAAGCUAAAACCAACAAACUAUCAGUCUAGAAUAUGGAAAAAGAAUAGCCAAUUGUUAUGUUAUCGUAUGUAUGGAAGCGAUAGCGUGUGGCAGCAAAAGCUGAGUAUCGCAAGGUUGUAUACAUCUAAAUGGAUGGGUGGACAGGCGGCGAGUGAAUUAUCAAAAGAGCAUGUUGGAAUAGGGUUAAACAAGAGAAAUAUGUGUACUAGAGGGAAGGGACCGAGAGACAAUCAGGAAAUUUUGAAUCUUUUAAAUAAUUCUAGCAAUGAUUCUUUUGGGCUCAAUGCCAAAAAUUCCAAAUCUCCUUCUGAUCAAUAUUCAAGCUCAACUUUGAAAAAUCUGGAAAGCUUAUAUGCCGCGUUUGCUAAACAACAGAAACAAAAGGAGAAAAUAUCGGACAUUCAAGACUCAGACCCUGCUUCUUCAUUUUAUUUAGAAGACACACAAGAUACGUCUCAAGAUUCGGACGAAUAUUUUGAUGAAAUGGAUGAUAUACCGUCAGGAGAUCCAUUUGUAAAAGAAUUUGAAGAAUACACAAAAAAAUAUCAGCCAUCAAAUGACAUGCUCUCUACAGAAUUCAAUCCUUUGUAUUUGAAAGGAGACGACAUCGAUGUCAUUGGCGAAAAUCAAAUUAAAGAGUUUCAAGCAUCAGGGAUGUUAGCUUCUUGGGAAGAUUUGCCGCCUAAUUUAAAGCCAAUCGAUAAAGAAGCUGAAUGGAAGUACUUUGUUCAAUCGAAUUUAAAUCUCUCACCGUCAACUGAUGAAUCGCUACUUUCUGUAGACGAUGCCUCUCCUGAGCUUCGCGAGUCUUUUGAACGCCAUAUCGCUCAACUACAGGAAAACCUAGAAGCAGAUUCACAACGUUACGAAGAGAAACUUAUUGAAAAACAUCAUAAGGAGGUUGAAGCGCAUUCAUGGAUUUUAAAUUAUUUAGAUACAAGCAAGACUCAGGAUACAGCCCCAUUAAAAGAAGACAUGAAUCCAUUCCUAUACAACGAAAAAUAUCACGUUGGGCUGAGUUUUGCUGAAUUGUCAUGGCUGAAAAUGCGUUCGAAAUGGAAAAAGCUAGUUGAGCAAAAACGGACCAAAAUAGCAAUUGCAAAACGUGAUCAAAUGAAAUCCGACUCUUCGAUCGAUAGUUUAUUUAUAGACACCGUAAACAUGUUGGCAAACAAUCCCUCUUGUCAAAUCCAUCCGAUGGAUAUAAAGAAUCGGGAACGUGCGUUUAUUGCUCGGGAAAGGCUGCAACGCAAGCUGCGUGAAAUUUGGGAAAAGCACCCAGUUCAGUGGAUGGAACUGUUGAACAAAUAUUUGCCCAGGUCAACUGGAAUUGCGGAAAAAGUGAAUAAUAGGGAAUUUUGGAACCCGACAAACCCAUGGAUAUUGACAGCUUUUACCCGAUCACUUAUUGAAGAAUCAGAUAUGAUUGAGAAGAAGUUUGGUUUAUCAGAACUAGAUCGAAAGAUAGCCUCUAGACUAAAAGCUGAACAAGAAAAUUCAUCUGCAAAAAUGUCUACUACCUAUCGAACCACACAAUAUGGAAGCUAUCAUGCGAAUCGUGGGUGUCUUUUUUGCGGGCCGAAUAGGCAUAGAUUUCCCUUGGAAGUGAUGAAUGUUCCCCUACUUGCUCGUUACUUGAAUCAGGCUGGAAAAAUUCUUGGUCGAAAAGUUACUGGAUUGUGCAAGAAACACCAAAAAAAAAUAACAAAAACUAUCAAAUAUGCUAGGCAUUUGAACCUAUUCACCUAUAAAAAAUCUUUGUUUGAAAUCAAUAAUCCGUACCUAAAUGCAAAGCGUUUCGGGACACCAAUACUUGGAUAUAAAAUUUAUACUAACCCACUGGAUCCUACUCCAAGACGUAAGAAAAAGAAACAAAAAACAAUCAGCUUGGCGUCACUUCAGGAACUUGACAAGUCAGAUGUGCCUAGUUCAGAAACUAUGAAAUCUGAAAAUUUGAAGAGCAGAGAGGCUAUAGUAUUUGAACGGGUUAUGAGUAAAUACGAUCAACCUACAAAUAAUGGUGUGGAUACAGAGACAAACGCGGAAAAAGUAAGCACAAAUGAAUAAUAAAGACUAUCUGGCCAAUUUUUUAAAGUCUGAUUAAAAAACAAAAGAAUGAUGAAAAUGGUACAGAAUGCAAUUGAGUGAAAAAGAAUUAGUUGAAAUUAGAUACGCAGAUAGAAAAGAAGCGGCGUUAUAUGAACUGAAUGUCGAAGCAUUUUUCAAAACGUGAAAGAAAAAAAGAGCAUCAAUCUACCCAGAGAUGAGAUCUAAAAAUAGAAGAUUUUAUUUUUAGUUUUUGUU
Molecule: messenger RNA, 2939 nt
Organism: Schistocerca gregaria
Lineage: Eukaryota; Metazoa; Arthropoda; Insecta; Orthoptera; Acrididae
Exons: 2
Coding region: 597-2702 (701 amino acids)
Biological process (GO): mitochondrial translation
Cellular component (GO): ribosome; mitochondrial small ribosomal subunit
Molecular function (GO): small ribosomal subunit rRNA binding; structural constituent of ribosome
Source: RefSeq, a predicted model, not a curated record